UCUCCUUAGCCAAGGUCAAGCUUUGCAACAAGCCUCUAUUCCUCUGCCCAGAUGCCCAGGCCACUGUUGCCUUUGGUAUCCAAGAACAGGAAUCACAACGAAAACAACCUGGACCCCACAGACCACAGCGCUUCAGUCACUGAAGAAAAACAGGAGAAAUGUGGGAAAAAAGGCAAAGUGUCUAUGAUGGUUUCUGACAAAUCAUCCAAUCCCUUCCACAUGCCCGGAGACCUGGAUUUCUUCGUGAUCAGAGAACAGGAGUGGAAUAAGACUCACUCAGAGCGGCAGCAGAAGAGGAAGUUGGGGGUGCACCAGAAGAUGACCUACUCGUCCAAAGUGUCGGCCAAGUUCACCAGCCUGCGGCGUGAGCUGCAGCUGCAGGACGAGCUGGAGGACCGGGAGGUGCGCGCCGAGGUGGAGCAGCUGAGCAGCUUCCACGAGAGCACCGCCUGGAAGCUCUCCAUGACCAAAGAAAAGAACAUAGAAACUGAGAACAUGAACGACUACAUUAAAGAGAAGCGGCAGGCUUUCCUCCUCCAGUAUGCCGUGGAUAUGAAGCGGUCUGAGAUCCAGCGGCUGGAGAUGCUGGCGUCCAAGGAAGAGGCGGAGCUGGAACGGGCCGAGAAGGCCCUGGAGAAGGACGCGGCCCUAUUCGAUGAGUUCCUCAGAGAAAAUGACCGCAGCUCCGUGCAGGCGCUGAAAAUGGCUGAGAAGGAGACCAAAGCCAAGAUGGAGAAAGUCUUCGAGAUCCGAGAUCUGACCACCCAGAUCAUGAAUAUCAAAAGUGAAAUCUCCAAAUUCGAAGACAAUCUACAGCAUUACAAAGUCUACAAGGAUUUCCUAUACAAGCUGUCACCCAAGGAGUGGCUGGAAGAACAAGAGAAGAAGCGUCUGGCUCUCAAAAAGGCCAAGGAGAUCUCCGGGGACAGCAAAGAGAGCUCUGCGUACUCUACACCAGGGGACAAAGAGUGGCAAAGCCAUAAGAAGCUCUCCAAGGGUCAUCAGGGCCUGCGCACGGGGCAGGCCAUGGUGAGCAUCAACAGCACCCAGCAAGGCAGCCAGAGCAGCCAGAGCAGCCGGAGCCGGCAGGGCAGCCGGGGCAGCUUGCCCAGCAGGCUGGACCUCAAUGGGUCCACCUCUGCCCCCUCGGUGCUGGACGACCCAGACAGCGAAGGGGAGCUCUGCUUGCAGGAGCUGGCACUGUACUUCACGGAGCCCCAGCAGCUCCUGGACGUCUUCAUGAAACUGGAGGAGCAGAACCUCUCGCUGAUCCAGAACACACAGGAGAUGGAAGAGACGCUGGAAGAGCUCAACUUCACCCUGAAGAACACCCAGAAUCGCAUGGACAGGGAGGUCAAGCAGCUGAAGCAGUGGAUCAACACGCUGAUGAUGUCUAUUGCCAAGGAGGAGGAGACAGCUGCCGAUCUGGAGCUCAAAUCCCGAGUCUUUCACUUCGGCGAGUACAAGGGUGGUCAGGAGGACAAGCUGCUGGAGAGCCUGAACCGGAAGGUGCUGUCAGUGUACCAGCAAUGCAUGGGCGCCCGGCAGGACCCCAACCUGGGCACAGUGCAGAUGCUGACCGUCAUCGAGCACCAGCUGGACGAGCUGCUCGAGAACCUGGAGCGCAUGCCUCAGUACAAGGUGGAGGAGGCCGAGAAGGCCAAGGAGAAGGAGCGGCGCAAACGAAUCCGGGAUGAGAAGCUGAGGCUGCAGAAGAUCCUUCAAGAGGAGCGUCUACAGCGGGCCCGGGCCCGUGUCCAGGCCGAGAUCAAGAAAAAGAGAGGCCGAAGGCUGGUGUGUCGCUCUCGGCCUCCAGCCUCGAAAACCAAGGAGAAGGUCGAGCCCGCCAUGAUAAACAAGGAAGAGGAGGAGCAGCUGUUUUUCUUCACCUAGGCCUGGGGGCGCCGGCCUGGCUAGCAGCACAGCGGCGGGCAGCAGGAGCGGGACGGGGCUGGGUCAGGCCCGGUGGGCCUGGCGCCGCCCUCGCAGGCUCUGCUGCGGGCCUCUGACUGUGCAGAAUAAACUCCGUUAUCUCUCGGGUGUCUCGCAGGCCUGCUGGAGCAGACACAGCUCCCAAGGUCAGCUUCCCCUUUUAAUGCUGAGCCCUAAGCACAUGCUUGAGGAACAAGCCCUCGGGGCGCUCUGCUAGCAGAAGCCAGUUCCACACUGGGGUGCAAGGUAGGGUCAGCCCC
Condylura cristata (star-nosed mole) is the source of this 2192-nucleotide messenger RNA. RefSeq names its product coiled-coil domain containing 37 (gene CFAP100). The coding region runs from base 52 to 1893 and encodes 613 amino acids. The transcript is spliced from 15 exons. The record is from RefSeq and is a predicted model, not a curated record. Gene Ontology annotation, cellular component: ciliary basal body. NCBI's taxonomy places the organism in Eukaryota, Metazoa, Chordata, Mammalia, Eulipotyphla, Talpidae.